Cuscuta europaea is the source of this 931-nucleotide messenger RNA. The record is from the annotation of a GenBank genome assembly. Lineage: Eukaryota; Viridiplantae; Streptophyta; Magnoliopsida; Solanales; Convolvulaceae.
CUCGGUCUUCAGUCAUUCACUCAUCCAAUCAUCCUCACCGUCGUCUUCAGACUUCAGCCUUUUCGGUCACCGUCGGUCCAUCUUUCCGCCCGUCCAUCGUCGUCAACUGCGUAAUCCUCGCCUGGCGCACUUUCCGCUUCCCUCUGUUCCGCAGCCCCCCUGCUAACCGUCCGUAGCUAGGUCUCAAAUUUCAAUUCAGGAGGUUUUGUUCGGCAACUCCAAUUUUUAAAACUUUUUAGGUCUCAGACUUCAGUUCGGCGCCCCUUCUCAUUGUCUGUCAGCUGCUACAUUACUCCCAAUGUCAGUUUACUCUCAUCAACGCGAUUUCAUGUUCUGUGAGUGUGGAGCUUUCCUCUCCUUGGAUUCAAUCAAGUAUGCACAUUGCCCAGCUUGCAAAAACAGGGUUAACAUGAAAGAUAUCAUCGGAAAAGAGAUAAGCUAUACAAUUUCUGCCGAGGCUAUUAGAAGGGAGUUCGGCAUAUCUUCUUCAUUCGAUGAUUUUGAAGAAGAGAAGGAAUUGAAACAGAUGGAUUAUAAUGCAAAAUGCAAAGUAUGUCAAUACAUGGGGAUGGCAUAUGUUGCUAGACAGAUAAGGUCUGCUGAUGAAGGCCAAACUAUCUUCUACACAUGCACUCAAUGUGGAAAUAAACAAACAGAGAAUUCCUAGAAACAACAAUCUCGUCAUCUCCACUGCAUGAAGCUUUUUAUAUCACAUUUACCUUUCUAUCUUAUUAACAGUUACUGUCGUUGUUCACACCUUUUAAUCUUUUAUUCUCAUUCGCUCUUAAUAUUUCACAUAUUAUUAUUAUCAUUAUUGCUAGUGUUGUUAUUAUUAUUAUUAUAAUUAUAAUAAUUAUUAUUAUAUUACUCUGUAUGAUGCAACAAAUUAGAGUAUGGAUGUCCCCAAGUAGAUGCCUGCAUGUUUCGCAAA